Gracilinanus agilis (Agile Gracile Mouse Opossum) is the source of this 957-nucleotide messenger RNA. It is a transcript of the gene KCNK17, whose product is annotated as potassium two pore domain channel subfamily K member 17. Lineage: Eukaryota; Metazoa; Chordata; Mammalia; Didelphimorphia; Didelphidae. The record is from RefSeq and is a predicted model, not a curated record. Gene Ontology annotation, molecular function: potassium ion leak channel activity. Gene Ontology annotation, biological process: stabilization of membrane potential; potassium ion transmembrane transport. The coding region runs from base 1 to 957 and encodes 318 amino acids. The transcript has 5 exons. Gene Ontology annotation, cellular component: membrane.
AUGUUCGGAGAGCGAGGCCAGACGGCCCCCAAGGCCGCGAAGGAGGCCAGAGAUGUGCAGAAGCCGCGGGUCAGAGAACGCGCGCGGGGCCGCGGGCGACACUGCUCGGUGACAGGGACGCCCCUCCUCUUGUGCUGCUACCUGGCUUACCUGGCGCUGGGCACGAGCGUGUUCCAGGCGCUGGAGAGCAGCGCUGCACGGGACUCCAAGGAGUUGGAGCCUGAAAACUGGGCGUCCCUGCUCAACUACACGUGUUUGGACAGCCCGGCGCUGGACCGGCUUAUCAGGGAUAUUAUCCAGCAGUACAAGCGUGGAGUCAUCUUCCCCAGCAACACUACCAGCAUGGGCCGAUGGGAACUAGCCGGCUCCUUCUUCUUCUCUGUUUCCACCAUCACAACCAUUGGCUAUGGGAACCUGAGCCCCCAAACAAUGGGUGCCCGUCUCUUCUGCAUCUUCUUCGCUCUUCUGGGAAUCCCUCUCAAUCUUGUGCUGCUCAACAGGCUGGGACGCCUCAUGCUCUCCUGGGUUCAGCGUUGGGCCCUGUGGCUGGGUGGGGCCCAGAAGAACCAAGCCAGAGCCCGGUGGUAUGCUGGCUCCUUUGCCUUCUUCUCAGGCCUCCUACUCUUCUUCUUGCUGCCUCCAAUCCUCUUCUCCUCCAUGGAAGGAUGGAGCUAUGAAGAAGGAUUCUACUAUUCCUUCAUUACCCUCAGCACUGUGGGCUUUGGUGACUAUGUAAUAGGGAUGGAUCCAAAUCGGAAGUACCCAGUAUGGUACAAGAAUAUCGUGUCCAUGUGGAUCCUUUUCGGGAUGGCUUGGCUGGCCCUCAUCAUCAACUUGGUCAUCUCUCUGCUGGAGAGUUCAACAGUCCUGUGCCCUUGCAGUCAAAGGUACCCAUGCAGGACUUGGGGAUCCACUGAAGACACUAACCACCACAGAUCAAAAAUAAUUCAUUUAUAA